Trichoderma harzianum CBS 226.95 is the source of this 1536-nucleotide messenger RNA. RefSeq lists its product as hypothetical. The transcript has 3 exons. Gene Ontology annotation, molecular function: calcium ion binding; myosin heavy chain binding; cytoskeletal motor regulator activity. Lineage: Eukaryota; Fungi; Ascomycota; Sordariomycetes; Hypocreales; Hypocreaceae. The record is from RefSeq and is a predicted model, not a curated record. Gene Ontology annotation, biological process: actomyosin structure organization; mitotic cytokinesis. The coding region runs from base 203 to 1075 and encodes 290 amino acids. Gene Ontology annotation, cellular component: myosin II complex; cytoplasm.
CCCGCAGACAAGACAGAGCCAGACCACUCACUGACUGCAUAUUUCUGGCCAAGCAUCCCAGAUUAUCUGCAUUCUGCACCACCCUCAAGCGAUCAGCAAAUCGUGCGUCAUACUCGUACCGUACAUCAGUCUCCGCUUGCUGCUCGCUGGCCAACCGUUAUUGCGGACACCGUUCCAGCACAGAUCCCCUACCAUCUGCAUCAUGUCUUUGUCAACAACGUUCAAGCCCUCUCCCCUGGGUUACGGAUCGCCUCCCAGCGUUCGAAACUCUCCAUUCCGCCGGGCCGACCCGCCUGCAUCGCCUUCACCACUCCGACAAAUAACACCAACGAGCUCGCCUACUAAAGCUGCCCCGACCACGCCCAGCAGAACGUCGAGGCUCGCGAGACCAACGACACCGACCGCCACCGACGACGUCCCCGAGACCCCAGAGCGAGAGAAGACACCAGGCAUGACUACUCCCACAAAGGUUUCACCACCUUCGUGGAAGCAUGGGUCAAAGCUAGCAGUGGGCGGCUCCCUUGGCGGCAGCAGCGCUCUCUCACAGCUUCAGCCUACUCAGGUUAGGACUCUAAGAGAUGGAUUUCAGAUUUUGGACCGAGAUUGCGACGGCAUUGUCAAUAGAGAGGAUGUGGCCGACAUGCUCGGGCAGCUUGGCCUCCCUUCAGGCUCCUCCGACAUAGGACGCUUCUUCCCGCCAUCAAAACCACAAACCAUGACGCUAGCCGCUUUCCUCAACUCUCUGGCGGAAUCCCUGGCGGUGCUGUCACCAAGCACCGAGCUCUUAUCUGCGUUCUCGGCCUUUGACGAGGACGACAGCGGUCAGAUCGACUGGGCGGAGCUGAGGGACGCUCUGCUCAACACACCGCCGGAAGCCGGGCAGUCGGCCCUCAGCGCCGCAGAAGUCGACAAGGUCGUCGAGGGGUUCACUGGUCGUCGAGCCUUCAACCGGAACAUGAACGCGCAGAUAUCGGCAAGGAGGGGCGAGGUGUUUAAAUACCAGGAGUUUGUCCACUCAAUCAUAGGUUCCAACGGCGGGUCCGAAGGAGGGUCUCACGAGAGAUCCGAGGAGUAGUGACGAGGUGAUUGGCUUGGCUGUCAUUCCGCAUUCCGCUCACUGGUGGCUUUCCCGGGGUUUUCGUUUCCAGUUGACACGAGUGACACGAUGCAGUUACCAGGAGUGUUACUGGACAGGCACGGGUACAGGUACCAGGGCCGGGCCGGGCCUGGCUCCGUGUGAUAUGUAUGGGCCUGUUAAGGAGGACGAAUGAGCUGUUUGAAUCCUGCUGCGCAUUCUAAUUUUCUUUGAUUUCUUUUUGGUUUCUUUCCUUUGGGUAUCCUGCACAUGUGUACUGUACGAAAUAUAUGGGAUUAGGUACGAUUAAUGGCUGCAUAAUUAAUACAUACAUACAUACCACGGCACAAAUAAGUAUUGGGAGGAGAUUAUGCUCCGCGCCAGGAGCGUAGACGUGGGAAACAAUCUGCAAAUCGCUCCAUACCGUGCUCAAUCUUUAUUUUGAUUCGCAUUUCCAAAGG